Molecule: messenger RNA, 1143 nt
Organism: Styela clava
Lineage: Eukaryota; Metazoa; Chordata; Ascidiacea; Stolidobranchia; Styelidae
Product: protein STPG4-like
Biological process (GO): epigenetic programing of male pronucleus
Cellular component (GO): female pronucleus; male pronucleus; germinal vesicle
Molecular function (GO): histone binding; chromatin binding
Source: RefSeq, a predicted model, not a curated record
CUUAUCAUUAUUUUAUAAUAAGACUACAAGCAUGACAGGUAAAACAAGUAGGGAAAGCACGAAGAAAGUAAAGAUAAAAUCGGGACCAAAAUUGAAGGAUAAGAAAGCAACAAGCCCAGUACAAGACAAAGAUGAACUAGUAUACAUUGACAAGUUAUUGCAAAAGAGAGUCUACUCUGCAUAUACAAAAGGAAGAAAAGAUCCUAGAGUAACAUAUGAAGAACCGGUAACCAAGAGAGAAUGGUGGAGAGUGACAGUAAAAGAAACACCUGUACCAGGAACAUAUAAAUGCAGAGACUUCCUUGAUGUCGCAGCUAUGAAUCCAGUACAAGCUUCUUAUAAUUUUGCAGGACAAGGAAGAUCAAAGGAGGCUGGAAUAGCCAGAAGUGGUGAAUUACUAUUACCAGGAGCAUAUCAACAUAGAGAUUUCCUACGCGAUCUCGAAAACAGAAGAAUAGCAAGUUCAUUCAAGAGUUCAGGAAGAAGUCGGACACCAACUGGAUUCAAGGACAAAGAUGUUGAAGUUCCACCAUGGCAAUACGAUUUGAUACGACCGCCGGUGAAUAAGAUGCCAUCAAAACAUAGUGCAUUCAGAAGUCAAUCUACAAGGUUUCCAAGCCUGAAUUUUAAACCCAAAGAAGGACCACCCCCAGGUGCCUACAAUCCAUGUCAACCAACAUACAGGUACAAGAUUUCAUCAAGUUUCUGUUCUCAAACAACAAGAUUUGGAACAUCAUGUACAAAAGUACCAGGACCAGGAACUUAUGAACCAACUAUUUAUACCAAACCACAUCAACCUUCGUUAAGAAAAAUGGCAAAAAUGCAUGGACUUUAUUUCCAAACUGCAUUCCAAGCUUGAGGACUAUAUUCAUGUGUCAUGUUUAUGUAAUGUUAUGUACAUACUUGACACAAUGCUAACCCUAGGUAAAAGUAUCCAAGUUUUACAGGCUUCUAUAACCAUUGGAAGAGUGAAAGUAAUAAAAAAUUACAGUCAAUGGUGACGGGAAUAAAAACCUUUCUGUCGUAUGACCAAUACUUUUUUGAUAUUUUUAAACAAACUCCUGUGAGCUCUUUAUGAAAUUUUUUCUAUAUCACAUUCAAACACUGUUUAAAAAAUGUAUAAAAAUAAAGAAAAAUAUUGAA